GGUGGGUUUGGCAUUGUCGCACACAUGUACCCCACUCAGCACACUAUGGAAAGGGGCGGAGUAAUAGGGGAUGAUUGGCAGUGGUCCCCGCAGUGCGGACAGACGUCGCAGCCGCUGCAUGGCGGAAUGUCCGCUUUGUCGCCCAUGUCAGUCAGGCGGUCUGUUGCCGAUCCUUCGCCUUCAACGGUGGAUGUGGGAGGAGAGGAUAUGGAUGAGGGGUGGCCAGCGUACAAUGCUACUUCGGCGCCUGGCGGGUUGCAAGGCCAUUCUUUUGCUAGCGACGAAUAUGAGUAUGUUGACGACGACGACAAAGGUGAAGGUGAUGGCGGUAACACUUAUGCGCAGAACUCCGACAACGUGCCGAACUCCGACAAUGUGCAGGACGACAAGGACAGUGUUCAGCAGACAUAUGGAGAGGACGACAGGGACAGUGUUCAACAGACAUAUGGAGGGCAGGGUGGUCGGGGCCCAAAGCAGCAGGCGUGGAAACAGGCGGGGGGGCAAAUCUAAGCAGCAGAAGACAGAGCAAGAGUGCCACUGGCCUUUGAGAAACCGUUGUGGGAUGCAAUGGGGUGGCAACUCAACACGCUGGUGUCGGAGAACCUGUCGGGUAAUGUGGGAGGGGCAUCGGCGAACACCGGUCCAGCGCAGGGCGGGUCGGGGAAAACUGGUUCCGACGGUAGAGCAACGAAAGAUUCCGAGGGUGCAAUGAAGACGUGGAGGACGAAUACCGGCAAAGCGAGUAUGGACGACACGACCAGCUGUGGGACAGCAUUGGGGAGGGCGAUGGAGGACGCGACAAGGUCGUACAGCAGAGGCCUGGAUAAGGCCGCCAACAAUCUGGCAAAGGCAACGAUCGCACCGAAGAUUGCUGACGUGGCAGAUACCAUGCAUGGGGGGAACACCGCCCUCGAGAUGCUUGUGGGGGUUCUUGCGAGGCGGGGGGGUGGGGCACAUGGGGGAACAUCGGUACACAUGGGAGGGGGUCACAGACCCGUCGUCACGUUAGCACUCGAGGAUAACAGGUCAUAAAAAAAAAAAAAAGAGCACUAAAACAAAUUCAAUCGUUCUUA
Messenger RNA from Chara braunii, 1073 nucleotides. Lineage: Eukaryota; Viridiplantae; Streptophyta; Charophyceae; Charales; Characeae. The record is from the annotation of a GenBank genome assembly.